GGUAUUUUUUCCUCCUCCCCCUGGCGUCCGCCCACAGCCCUCCCUCCCUCGUGGUGCCGCCCUCCUCCCAAUUCCCAUUCCACCUCCUGCGCCCUCCCAUGGCGGCGGCGCCGGCCCUCCUCCCCGUCCUCCUCCCUCGUCCCCGCUCGGCAGCGGCGCAGGUACGCGCGCCCACACGCACUCCCUCCCUCCUCUGUUCCGCAACGCCGUCCCUUGGAAUUCCGCCGAUCUCUGACCGCUCCUGACCUCCCCUCGAGUCCCGCUCCAGUCGCCGACGUGCUGCGGUGGCGGCGGAGGAACGCCUCGGCGGCGGCCGUGGUGGGCGCCACGGCGGUCUGGUUCGUCUUCGAGCGCGCGGGCUACAGCCUCCCCUCGGUCCUGGCCAACGCCUUGCUCCUCCUCGUCGCCAUCCUCUUCUUCUGGGCCAAGUCCGCGUCGCUGCUCAACAGGCCUCUUCCACCUCUUCCUAAUCUAGAGGUUUCAGAUGUGGUUGUUGAGAAAGCUGCAGAUCGUGCUCUUGUAUGGAUCAAUAGAGUGCUUGCUGUUGGCCAUGAUAUUGCCAUCAAGAGAGAUAGGAAAACUUUUAUAAGGGUCUGUUGGCCAUGAUCGUGCUCUGUGGUAUGUUUGAAUUUGGACUGCAAACAUAUAUUGUGCUAUUGAACCUAGCUAGCUUAGUAGUAGCUGAUAGGUUGAAUGCAUGUUUAAGUAAUGAGAUGAGAUUACCUAAUAUAAUUCAGUUAAGCUAAUAACUGAAUCUGCUUGUUCUUGAGCAAAUGAGGUGUUCCACAAUCA
Messenger RNA from Panicum virgatum (switchgrass), 792 nucleotides. Its product is annotated as reticulon-like protein B11. NCBI's taxonomy places the organism in Eukaryota, Viridiplantae, Streptophyta, Magnoliopsida, Poales, Poaceae. The transcript has 2 exons. The record is from RefSeq and is a predicted model, not a curated record. The annotation marks the transcript as partial.